Messenger RNA from Symbiodinium natans, 1293 nucleotides. The record is from the annotation of a GenBank genome assembly. Lineage: Eukaryota; Dinophyceae; Suessiales; Symbiodiniaceae.
AUGUCAGAGGUACCGGACAUCCACAUCAAGAUGAGCUACGUCGCCACAGUGUCACCGUGCCAAAUCCUGCAUGGUCGACUCACGAGGGAUUUCCAUGCGUUAGUGCCUGUGCACGGAGACAGCUGGCUGGAGUACACGAGCUUUGUGCGAGGCGGCACCAAUGUACCGCCGGCGAACACAUACACCAAGAUGUCUUUCCAGGCCGCGCAAGCGGCACGGACCCACAAACUGUGUGACAGGUCCACGGUGCGCAACGUGGGCAUGAACCAGCGUGCACAGCUCGGCCCUGACGCCGUUGCUGUUAUGUUGGACGAGUUUCUGCAGAAGCUUCCUGCGGACAACAGUGUUCGAGCUGUGAAAUUGUAUGGGGUGUGCUGCGGAAACCCCGAUUGGUCCAGUGGCUUCCUCCAGACCCUAUGCAAUCAACAGCGCAGCGACGCCGUCCAAGUCAAGAUGGCCGCCGUGCUUGCCGAUGUCAAAGAGCACAGAGUCACCAUCAACAAGGUGCACGCUGUGGAGACUGUCGUCCCCUUCUUGCAGUGUCUGCGUCUGCCAGACUACCGGCCACUGGGGCCAACGCCUCCAGGCUGGGAGGGUCAGGAGCCAUCGAAAAGAAAAUUGUGGCAGGAGUUGGAGAAGGUUCGCGCCCAACUCAGUGUCAACUGCGAAAUCACGGACACCGGCUCAUUGCGGUUGAAGGACUGCCCUGCGAAGCUGGCUGGGAUUGACAGUGUCAAAACCGCCCGUACUCAGUUCCAGGCAGCGUCACAGUCACUGGGUGAGCCCGAAAGCACCACUGCCAGUGUCCAAGCUUCUGAGCCAGCGCCCAUGGACCGCGUCAGUGUGAAUGAGGACGAGGCGUUGACGCACACAGCCUUUGAAGCCAGAUACAGCGUCGAGAGCAAGUCUGCGGCAAGCCCUCGAAACUUCUUCUUCGUGCUGGCCAAGUUGAAACCCCAGCAAGAGUGUACGGAGUCGGAGUCAAGGACAGACACACACCUCACGCUUUGGAUUUCCAACGAGACCGACAGCGUCAUCAAGAUGCCGGCGAACUCGGAGGUUUGUGGCUUGGGGAGGAUGGUCUUCAAGCAGCUGUCGGGCCAGGGCAUUGACAGUGUGCAAGGUCAGAGGGCUGUGAAAUGGGAUUUCGCUGGCGCCGCAGGAGUCGGGGUCGCGGCCAACACCUUCAAGCUUGCUUUCGAGAAGCCCGGAACAACAGGCUAUCGUGCUAAAACAUGUUCACAGUGUCUCAGGCCGGGUACCAGUCUGGAUUUCUCGCGAUACAUGUCAUGA